GGGGCGGCCGGGCGGCCGGGGCGGGGCUACACUCGGGUCCCGCGUCCUGCUCCCAUGGCCGCCCCCGGCUCCCCGCGCUGCCCCCUUUACCCCGGGCCGCGCCCCGGGGCCCCGCACUGACGGCCCAUGGCGCCGCCCGCCGCCCGCCUCGCCCUGCUCUCCGCCGCGGCGCUCACGCUGGCGGCCCGGCCCGCGCCUAGCCCCGGCCUCGGCCCCGGACCCGAGUGUUUCACAGCCAAUGGUGCGGAUUACAGGGGAACACAGAACUGGACAGCACUACAAGGCGGGAAGCCAUGUCUGUUUUGGAACGAGACUUUCCAGCAUCCAUACAACACUCUGAAAUACCCCAACGGGGAGGGGGGCCUGGGUGAGCACAACUAUUGCAGAAAUCCAGAUGGAGACGUGAGCCCCUGGUGCUAUGUGGCAGAGCACGAGGAUGGUGUCUACUGGAAGUACUGUGAGAUACCUGCUUGCCAGAUGCCUGGAAACCUUGGCUGCUACAAGGAUCAUGGAAACCCACCUCCUCUAACUGGCACCAGUAAAACGUCCAACAAACUCACCAUACAAACUUGCAUCAGUUUUUGUCGGAGUCAGAGGUUCAAGUUUGCUGGGAUGGAGUCAGGCUAUGCUUGCUUCUGUGGAAACAAUCCUGAUUACUGGAAGUACGGGGAGGCAGCCAGUACCGAAUGCAACAGCGUCUGCUUCGGGGAUCACACCCAACCCUGUGGUGGCGAUGGCAGGAUCAUCCUCUUUGAUACUCUCGUGGGCGCCUGCGGUGGGAACUACUCAGCCAUGUCUUCUGUGGUCUAUUCCCCUGACUUCCCCGACACCUAUGCCACGGGGAGAGUCUGCUACUGGACCAUCCGGGUUCCGGGGGCCUCCCACAUCCACUUCAGCUUCCCCCUAUUUGACAUCAGGGACUCGGCGGACAUGGUGGAGCUUCUGGAUGGCUACACCCACCGUGUCCUAGCCCGCUUCCACGGGAGGAGCCGCCCACCUCUGUCCUUCAACGUCUCUCUGGACUUCAUCAUCUUGUAUUUCUUCUCUGAUCGCAUCAAUCAGGCCCAGGGAUUUGCUGUUUUAUACCAAGCCGUCAAGGAAGAACUGCCACAGGAGAGGCCCGCUGUCAACCAGACGGUGGCCGAGGUGAUCACGGAGCAGGCCAACCUCAGUGUCAGCGCUGCCCGGUCCUCCAAAGUCCUCUAUGUCAUCACCACCAGCCCCAGCCACCCACCUCAGACUGUCCCAGGUAGCAAUUCCUGGGCGCCACCCAUGGGGGCUGGAAGCCACAGAGUUGAAGGAUGGACAGUCUAUGGUCUGGCAACUCUCCUCAUCCUCACAGUCACAGCCAUUGUAGCAAAGAUACUUCUGCACGUCACAUUCAAAUCCCAUCGUGUUCCUGCUUCAGGGGACCUUAGGGAUUGUCAUCAACCAGGGACUUCGGGGGAAAUCUGGAGCAUUUUUUACAAGCCUUCCACUUCAAUUUCCAUCUUUAAGAAGAAACUCAAGGGUCAGAGUCAACAAGAUGACCGCAAUCCCCUUGUGAGUGACUAAAAACCCCACUGUGCCUAGGACUUGAGGUCCCUCUUUGAGCUCAAGGCUGCCGUGGUCAAUCUCUCCUGUGGUUCUUCUCUGACAGACUCUUCCCCUCCUCUCCCUCUGCCUCGGCCUCUUCGGGGAAACCCUCCUCCUACAGACUAGGAAGAGGCGCCCUGCUGCCAGGGCAGGCAGAGCCUGGACUCCUCCUGCUUCAUCGGUUGCACUUAGGAGAGAGACUCAAAGCCCUGGGGCCUGGCCCUCUCUGCAUCUCUCUCUGAUCUAGCUAGCAGUGGGGGUGUCAGGACAGUGAGGCUGAGAUGACAGAGGUGGUCAUGGCUGGCACAGGGCUCAGGUACAUUCUAGAUGGCUGUCAGGUGGUGGGUAGGUUUAGUUACAUUGAAUUUUUCUUGCUUCUUCUCUAUUUUUGUCCACACACAAAUCAGUUUCUCCUGGUCUUUAUGUCUUGGAACAGGGCCAGGCAGGGAGAACUCUCAGGUACUCUUGGGAGUUGGUCCCAUACAAGUGCGGACUCCUGGACAUUAGCGAGGUGUAAAGAGGGCGGUGUCUGUGCUGCCCCGGCAGCUUUGCUCUCCAGAUGCUGGACUAGGGUGGGCCUCCUUCAGCCUGGGAGGGUCUGAGAAUAAGAUCUAGUGACCCCCAUUUAUAUCAAACCUGAUACCUUACACAUGGGCUUCUUUCUAGAUUCUUCUUUCCAUAGCUCAUGGAGCUGCAGGGAAAGCUUUAAGAGCUUUGGUCAUAUAAAACAUCCAUUCAGCUGGGCGCGAUGGCUCAUGCCUGUAAUCCCAGCACUGUGGGAGGCUGAGGUGGGCAGAUCACCUGAGGUCAGGAGUUCGAGACCAGCCUGGCCAACAUGGUGAAACCCCGUCUCUACUAAAAGUAUAAAAAUUAGUCAGGCAUGGUGGCAGGCGCCUGUAAUCCCAGCUACUCAGAAGGCUGAGACAGAAGAACAGCUUGAACCCAGGAGGCUGAGGUUGCAGUGAGCCGAGAUCGCACCACUGCACUCCAGCCUGGGUGACAAGAGUGAGACUCUGUCUCAAAAAAACAAAACACAAAUAAACAAAAAAAAUCCAUUCAUUUUCUCAUGCAAUAAAUUCUCCUGCAAGCUUUUAUGGGCACACAAGUAAGUACUCAGGAUGGGCUUUAUCAGCCUUGCCACUGAGCAGCUCAUGGUCCUAUGGAACCUGAGCCAGGCCUCAGUCUCUCCAUGAUUGGCUCAGCUAACUCUCAGUUCAGAGUGGAGAGUAUCAAUCUUGUGUUUUUGUCCUUAAGCAGCACUAUAUGAGACAUGGGGCCUGUGGUCCUUCCUUCUGGUGUCCCCCGUGUUAAAAGAUAAAAAACACCCCAAGGGCCGGGCGCGGUGGCUCAUGCCUGUAAUCCUAGCACUUUGGGAGGCUGAGGCGGGUGGAUCACGAGGUCAGGUGAUCGAAACCAUCCUGGCUAAGACGGUGAAACCCCGUCUCUACUAAAAAUACAAAAAAUUAGCUGGGCGUGGUGGUGGGCGCCUGUAGUCCCAGCUGCUCGGGAGGCUGAGGCAGGAGAAUGGCGUGAACCCGGGAGGCGGAGCUUGCAGUGAGCAGAGAUCACGUCACUGCACUCCAGCCUGGGCAAUAGAGCAAGACUCCGUCUCAAAAAAAAAAAAAAAAACACUCCAAGGGCCAUCCGUGCUCUCUGCCCCUCCUGUGGGGACCAAGUGGGGUUAGGAAUGGCUCAGUGGGGAAGGAGAGCACUCUUGUCCCCAGUCCCAUGCCACCCUGUCCCUUAGAUAGGGAGGUGGGCUGCAGAGAUUGGUGUCAGGAGAGGGUGGGUUUGGGAAUUGGAGCUCCUCCAAGGAGCUCCUCCUAAGAUUGAGUGCUGCAGCUGUAGUGGCUGCUGGUUGGGAGAGUAAGUGCCAUCACUAAUUUAAAAGUCCUUGCCAUCUGGAAUCAGGCUUUGUCAACAGCAGCUGAGAAAAGCAGCCUAUGCCUCUGCUGGCCAGGCCUAGGCCCUCGUCAGAGCGUGCGUCUCCACAAGGCACUCGGGCCUGGGUGAUUGUUGCGCCUCUGGCUUUGGCGUUUCCUCUUUGCAGCACUUUGCCUACCUCCCCCAAGCCCUGAGCCACUGCCUGCUGGGGCUCCUACUGAGGUUCUGGAAACACCUCUGCACCUGCCGCCCCUCGGAGGAAAGAGGGCCACACAGGAAGUGUCUGCAGGGAGAGGUGACACUCGGCAGCCUGAGUUCAGGAGAGGUGCUUGGAGCUUCAGGCAGAGGGGCCUUCAGAGGAGGGAAACGGAGCAAUGUGUCACAGGCAGGCAGGGGCAGGACUGCCACCCCAGGCCCUGUGGGAGUCCUGCUGAGGGCACAGAGCUGCUCGGUGCAGCCUUCAUGCUUUGAUCUGGAAAGAGCAGCUGUCCGCAGGCCUCUGUCUCCAAGAGGCCUGUCACACAGGAGGACCACUGGAAACAUACCAACACGUGCAGUCUCCCCUCCAAGCUAUUCAUGCUGUUUGUGGAAUCUCUCUCAAACACAAGUGUCAGGUGUGUGUCGUCCCAACGGGUCCUGUGCUGUGAAUAGAUCCAUGUGCAGCACAAAGGGAAUGUGGCACGUGGCCCCAGGAAGAGUUCACCCGGCCAGGGGGCAGUUGUUCAGUUGCCUGGGGCUGACACUGACCACUGGCCUCUGGGGUGUCCUGCAGCCCAAAUGCCCACCUUGCCCUCCUCACAUCUCAGUCAGGGGAGGCCAUGCCCAAGCCAAUGUGCUGUCGCAGCCUGCAGCGGGGGCAGCGCUUCCUUGGAGGGCCUGGGAGGUGCUGGGGAUGCCCCAGCGCUUCUCUUCCUGCCUGGCCCUGGCAUGGCCCAGCGCCUCUAGGAUCAACUUACGAUCCGUGGAGCAGCCCCGGGAAACCCAAAUCUGGCUCAGGACAGCGUACGGGCAGGAGGGCUGUAAAUCAUCCCAGGCUAAGCCUCCAUGGGCACUGGCUCCUGCCGCAGCCUGGCUACGGGCUCAGUUAGAACCAGGUAGAAAGUCAGCGACACCCCACAGAAGGCCACUGCGGCUAAGUAAACACCUGAGAAAGAAACUGCUCCAGAAGAGAUGACGUGGGCUUCCAGGAGCAUGGAGGAGGUGGCACUUGAACUUUUAGGAAACUCCUUAGAUGAGAUAAAGUGGGGGUUGGAGGUGGCGAAAAGAGGGUAACCCUGGGAAAGUCAAAGUCAGAACCCAUGGCAGAAGACUGCAGGAGAGGCAGGGGAGGGGCUUUGGGGACCACUGUGGACGGAGCUCUGAAAGCACCCUGGCCAAAGCCUCUCCUGAGGUGACAGAGCGUGGGAGGAGGCUGCACUGGGCCUGCGUGCCAUCCUCACCCCUGUUCCCCGCUGGCGCCAGGCUCUGCCUUCUUGGUACCUGUGCCAACAGGAGAGCCCUCACCAGCUGAUCUUGUCACUCUCCGUGGUGACAGUGCCUUGGCCAGCUGUGGCCCCUAGUUUCUAGCAGCGUUUCUCAGUGUCCUUGGCCCUUCUGAGAAGGCAGGCGGGAGGCACACGGUGCCCUGUUCUUCCCCGUUUGUCCAGUUGCUUGCAAAACAGAGAAUGAGUAGGAAUGAACCCGAGUGCCUUCAACCGCCCUGUCCCCCACGUCAGGACAGGCUUGAGGCCUCUCUGGGCGUGAGCGAGGAAACCAGGCUGCUCUAACUUCUGAAGAGUGGGCUCUGGCUCAAGACUCCAAUCGGCCAGAAGCCCACAGAGAUCAAAGCACUAGCAAGUUCAGCUGUCCUGGCCCUCGGGUAGAACCCACGGGCGUGCCUGGGUGCGGCUCCACCCACAUGCCCCACUGUCAGCCCAGGCAAGAGCCUUCCUGGCCGGGCUCAGGAUCUGCCUGCAGCCCAGCCAGGCCAUCACCCAGCCCCGAUGCGUCCUGGCACUGCACGCUUACUCUUCACAAGCACUUAUACGCGGAUGGCCUCCGAGACCCUGCCUCCCUGGUCUGCUGAGGCCAGGCCAGGUCUCCCAUGGAGCCGGGCAGCUCCACACCCCCACCACCUGGCACCGUUAGGUUUCAGAUCUCCCGUGUGGUGUUUGAUGUCGGCUUUUGUUCCUACCUUGGGAGUUUGGAUUGUUUCCUCUGGUGUCUUUGUUUACCUUCCUCACUGUUCUACCUCCUGGCCAGGUCUCAGCUUAGCUUCCCUGGUGUGGGGUGUUUUUCAAGCCUUCCAGCCACAGCUGUCUCCCCUCAGGCUGGACGGCUCCGGGGUGACAGGGCUUCACCCUCUGCCUGCAGACCCCUGGUGGGCACAUCUCACAGGCUUCCGUCUUGCUGAGUUGGGUACGGAGGCAGAGUGGGGUGUGGAGGAAAGUCAGAGGGAAAUCUGCUUCAGAAAGGAAGGGUCUUUAGACACAAAGACUGGAGGCCCUUCCCCGCCCGCACGGGAGCUGCCAUCGUGGGGCUCAUGCACGUCAAGACCUUCCCACAUCCAAACUCAGCUUCCAGCAGGGAUUUUGACUUUGGAUGACAAGGCUUUAUUUGUAAAUAUGCUCUUAAUAUGCAACUUUGAGAAUAAAAUAGAAACAUCAUGUAUUUUAAAAUAUAAGAUGAAGUGUGACGCACUGUAUACAAUUUAAUAUAUAUUUUUAGGAUUUUGUUAUUUAAGAAAAUGGAAUGUAAUGGUACUUUUACAAAAGAGAAAAAAUGUUAUUUUUACUUUCUGGAAAAAAUAAAUAUUCUCAUUGUUGUAGAAAGA
Pan troglodytes (chimpanzee) is the source of this 6271-nucleotide messenger RNA. It is a transcript of the gene KREMEN1, whose product is annotated as kringle containing transmembrane protein 1. NCBI's taxonomy places the organism in Eukaryota, Metazoa, Chordata, Mammalia, Primates, Hominidae. Gene Ontology annotation, cellular component: plasma membrane. Gene Ontology annotation, biological process: Wnt signaling pathway; multicellular organism development. The transcript has 9 exons. The coding region runs from base 127 to 1554 and encodes 475 amino acids. The record is from RefSeq and is a predicted model, not a curated record.